ACCCUUCUACCUUUCAGCCAAUACCAAUUCAACCGGUGUAAGCUGCCUUGAAAAGAUGGAUGACUAACUAGUCCUACAUGUACCUGUGUACACAAAAACAGCAACCUUUCUCUUUACGUUUCUUUUGUGGCGUUCACGCUUUCCUGCACACGGUCAAAUUUUUUAGGGUGUUUUUGGGCAUGGAAUACUGCACUUCACCAACGUCAUACCUAUGGUGUUAUUCGCAAUUGCCGUGAACUUCGACUACGCCUAGCCCAAACUGUGGUAGUCAUCGUACACUGAAACGUGUAUACUGGGUGUGGUGUGGCUUUCCAUUUUCUCUGUACGUAGCACUUUCUGUUGGCGUAAGUUGGGCCAACCUGGAGAGUUUUCCUUCGCCGACUCUACUCAACGUGUGUCACAUCAGUAAGAUACAAAACAAGGAAUCUCAAACAAUCUUCAAGUGUAAUACUAUUUGUGCUGCGUAGACUUCAUAUGGAAGCAGCCUCAGCUCAAUCGACAUUUUGAUGGCGGAAACGUUAUAAAAUAGCGCCUGACUGACGUUGUGUUAUUGGGCGUUUGUAGUUUCGGCAACACUAGAACUAACUGGAGGUUACACUCGGUGACUACAAGUUUUCGUCUAGUUUAUACUGGGGUGAACCCCCUCACGAUUACGGAGCUUUCUUGUGAAUUGUUGUCGACGACAGACAAGGCGAUAAAGAAAACUUCAAGAAGAUAGUCCGGAGACCGGUGUAGGAGGCGAGAUGGGUCGCCAUCAUCUUGGGAGUAACCUUGAGGCUACACUCUUGGUUUUUCUGGGACUCUGUUCGGUUGCAGCAUUGCAAACAAUACGGGUUUCCAACCUAGCUGUGGCUUUCAACGACGCCACCAACGUAAUCAAGGAAGGCUCUGCCAUGCAAAUGUUUGAUCUGGAUGUCUCCAUCACCCUGGCCUCCAACAGUGAGCAUGCAGAUGCCAAUGGCGUCAUUGACAGAUGGUCCCUGACGCUUGCCGUACAAGACAAUGCGGGCACGGCUUGCGUGACCGGCCCCGUGACGUUAACAGCCGCCCAGUCAGGCGUCGCUAUUCGGGCAGGGGGCCUGGGCACCAUGAGGGCAGUCUCAGCCAAACUGGACCUGACUUCCUGCCUCUGCUCUUCGGCAACUCAGCUCAAGGUGACGUUGGGGUCAACUCGCUACACGCUCGAUCCAGCCAUGCCUUCAGGCACCGGAUCGCUUGAUUGCCAUGGUCUAGCUGCUCGUACCCUUACGGUAAUAACUGCCGGUGCCAACCUGAUUGAGAACGUCAAUGAUCAGCCCGUCACGCUGACCAUUGUGGGCAACAGCGAGUCGCAAGGGCGCAGCGUCGGGACGGGCACCAACGCAAACUGGGCCGUGCAGGUGUUCAUCGCCAAUGGGAACUUGACUCACUACACACCCAUCGAGAGCACGCGCGCCGAUGCGACAGUGCCACCUGCGGAGGCUAUGAGGAGCUGGGCGGCCGGGGACACCCUGACAAUUAUAGGAGUGACGACCAUGCUGAAUCUGACCGGAGUCGGCAGCUGCGACACGAUCGACGUUCUCUGCAGCUCCCUGUAUCGAGACCCAAGCGCCACGAAUGUAUUCAGCGUCGACGGAGGGAACAUCGUGUCGUGUACCCCUGUCAUAUGCAUUGGUGUCCUGAUAAACCAAGUUAUUCCGGCCUUCACCCAAGCUACAACCAUAGACCAAGGCAAGACAAACCCUAACAUUCCGCUGACUGUGACUAUCAAGGCAGAUGACACCAAAGCCUCCGUAUCCGGGACUGGACUGUGGAAUGUCAACGUAUUUGGUAACGCCAACGCCAACUGCAUGAACCCUACGCGUGUACCCGGGACAGCCACCAUAGUGCAAGGCGUCGACUACGGGCUGGACGUCAACCAUAUGUCGGUCUGGCCCUUGAUCACAGUUUCCCUGAACAUGGGUGAGCACAGCUGCACUGACGCCGAGUACAUCUGUGUUGAAGUUCUGAAGGGCUCGACUCCUGCCCCGCCCUUCUCGCUAUCCUUCAGCCCCGAGUUUGCUAAAUAUGGUUCCGUUGCUGUGGAAUGCGUCGCGUUGAUCGUGAGCAGCGGAACCCUUAAUGUUAACGCAGCCACACACCUGGCGGCGUUCAAGGAAGACCACAUGAUGCUGUUCAGCGUCACCUUCAUGUCCUCCGCGAGCAGCGGGGGAGCUGGAGGCACAGACUUGUGGGAGCUGGUGGCUUUUCCGGCACAGAAUGCCGAUGGCUCGGGGAGGAGGGGCCCGGACACAACAGUGCCACUCACAUCUGGCGAGUUGAACACUGCUUUUCCAGGACCCAGUGGCAGUCUUACCUUCAACGCGGUCACAGCAACCAUUUCACUGGCCAGCAAUCCGUGCAACACUUACAGUCACCUGUGUGCUCAGCUUACGAAGAACGCGAACGCAAACCCUGAUUUCCUGAUUACCAGUGGCGUCAUCGUGUGCUCGGCCGUACUGACUUGCCAAAACGUGAUACUGACCAGUACCACAGUCUCCCCCUCUGUCGGGGCAUCCCCCAACGGCCUACCCCUUUACGAGGGUGUCAGCGGCCAGGAAGUCUUCUUCGAUGUCGUGGCAGCGUCCGACUCGACCGCUGGGAGCGUGCCCAGCGGAUCAAACCACUGGCAGUUUGACGUGUCGCUGGGAACGUCGAGCGCCACGGCAGCCCUGACUCAGGUUCAGCGUGAUGCCACACUCACUGCUGGCACGGACCUCGCAUUCACUAGGGUUAUGGCAACUUUAGAUCUGAGUACCCAGCGCUGUGACGGGAUCGGUAACCUGUGCGCUGAAAUCGUGAGGAGUAGUGCCGACACUCUAGGUUUCUUGCUGGACUCUCCCCAAGCUCAGAACAUGGGCUGCUUCACCCCAACCUGCCAAGGUGUUGAGAUAACCUCGCUCGUCAUCAAGGACGGCGUGACCAACUUUGCCCUGAAGGAAGGCACGCAGGGCCACGCCAUGACCUUCUCCGUGGACGUAACCACCAACGGUGAUGCCGGCAGCGUACGAGGAAGUAACCUGUGGAAGAUGCUCGUCUACCUGUCUGCGGAUAACACUUACAGCAAUCUGGUUGAAGCUAGGGAUGUGACGGGAGCUUGGGCUAGUCAAGAUGUACUGGCAGGGGCGACGACAACACUCACUGACGUCCAAGUGACUCUGAACCUUGACACAACCUGCGCCAACAUGCAGCUCUUGUGUGUUGAGCUGGCAAAGGCCGACGGCCAGACGUUCAUCCUGGAUCCGGCCCGAAACGUCCUACAGACUUGCAAACCUGUUCCCGGAUGCAAUGGCAUUGAGAUUGACAGCGUAUCUGUGGCUCUCAGCAAUGGUGGACUCCUCGUCGAGGGGGUGGCUAGCAACGCCCCCGAGGUGGACAUAUUGCUGACGUUCACGGAUACCAGCGCCAGUGUGACGGGCACCAACAUCUGGAACGUGACCAUCUACGGCAGCAACAACGAGGCAGGCUUGGGGACGCGCAUCUCAGAGCAGAGGUCAGUCACCAGCGGGAACACCGCUGUGGGGGAAACCAGGCCCUUGGACAGCAUUACCUGGAACGUGGAUAUGACCAACCGGCUGUGUGUUGAAGUGACGCACAUAUGCGUAGGAGUGGAACUGGUUACCGGUGCCUCGGUUUCUCUGAUUCCCAACUCGAAUCUUAAAUGUUCUGAGGUACCCUGUGAAGGAAUUGUCAUAACAGCGGAACAGUUCAGAGUGAGUUCCGGUGGAAUCUUUGAAGCCAUGACUCCGCAGACUCUCGCCGUUGAUCAAAUCAGGGCUCAAGCUAAAGCUAAUGGUGCAGUGAUCCCCGAUAACAUGGCCAAUAUCUGGGAUGUAGCGCUUUUCCUGAAUUCGGCAAUGAACGGUAGCGGGACCACUUACGGUGGCAUGGUAAACCCAACGGGCUCAUUACCAACGGCAGACCAAAGAAAGGGCAUCAACAGCAGUGCCCCCUUGAUGAUCACCACCCAACUGAAUUUCGAGUUCACCCAGAAUGUCGUUUGCGGUUCCAACCUCUACGUCUGUCUGGAGAUCUCGGAGAGAACCGACGCCAUCCCGGAUUACGACAUCACGUUCCCACCUGAUGCCCAGUGUAACCCCAUCAGCUGCACAGGGGUUGUGUUUGUGUCAGCCAAUCUGAUGGUCCCGGCCGACACGAAGCUCAUCGAGAACGAGCCAGCGCAUCCCGUCCGCGUCACCUUCCAGGCAGACACAGCCGCAGUCACGGCAACUCUUGACUCGGGCACCAACUUCUGGACCCUGAAGGUCUUUGCCAACACGCAGGCGAACGGUACCGGGGCCGAGCGCUACGGGGAGACCGAGGGGGUACUGAGCUCGCAGCAGUUGAACUUGGCGCUGGCGGCAUCGUCGACAAUCGAGCUGUCCGACAUCGACGCAACCUUGAACCUAAACGGGUUCGUGUGUCCGUCUGACAUGAUUUACCUCUGCGCCGAGCUCCAACGCAAUCCCAACUCUGUGCCUCCGUUUACCAUCCAGGGCAUGCCAAGUCCCCUCAUUGCCUGCGAAUUAGUGGAAUGCCAAGGUGUCCUGAUUACCAGCAUCGACAUCGCCGGAGCGCCACUAGCCGUCGUUGAGAGUGAAAGGAACGACAUGACCCUGACUGUCACUGUGGGGGUCGGUGGAGCCGACGCCUCUGGUACCAACCUGUGGAGAAUGGAAGCUUCGCUGGUUGAUGACAACGGGAUGGAACUGGCUACUGUGGAUGUGAACUUGGGUGACCAGGCCAAUUCAGCUGUUGUAGCCGGACAGCCAAUCACAUUCAGCGACCUGCCGGUGCCUUUUGACCUGACCAAUCAAGUCUGCCCCGAUAACGGCACGGUCAUGCUGUGCAUCGAGCUGUCUAGGGGCGGCAGCGCCAACACCGAUUUCACCGUGACUGGAGUGACGAGGCAGUGCCUGGACUUGCCCUGUAAAGGCGUUGUUAUUGUUCAGAGUGCCAUCAGUGCCUCGACAGGCUCCCUCUUGGAGGGCCGUGCCAGCAAUCCCAUCACCCUCGAUGUCUCUUACACGUCGGAUCCAAACGGUGCCAGCAUCAGUGGCACCAACCUCUGGUCUGUCACCGUAUUUGGCAACAACCAAGAGGACGGAUUAGGAGCCCGCUUGGCUGAGACAGAUGGUACCCUGCAGGGCAACGAUAACGACUUUCCCUUGAGCAAAGGGGACACCGUGGAAUUCAACAGAGUGGCUGCGACUCUGAACCUAAGCCCUUACCGGGUCUGUGAGGAUGUCCACUGGGUGUGUGCUGAGCUGAAGAAAGGAGCUAGUCCCAGUAAGGACUUUUCAUUGACGGACACCAACAAUGCCAGGAUUGCUUGCAUUAGUCUGGCCUGCACUGGAGUGCAGAUUUCCAACACGGUGCUCACCAUUAACAACAACGUUUUGACGGAGGAUUCUGGGGUCCAGACGAUAACGGUGACCGGUGUGGUCUUGACAGGGGCACCUGGCUCCUCAGCUUUACCGAAUACUGAUUCGAACUUCAAUGUGGUGAUCUUUGGCAACUCCAUGGAAGACACUUCAGGACCCAAAGUGACCCAGGCAGUGGUAGAUUUUGGUUCUUCGCCGCAAAGUGUAAACCCUGGUGCUGAAACUACAUUGAAUAACCCUGGAUUGGCAAGCUUGAAUCUGACCGAUGUUUUCUGUGCAGACCUUCAGUACUUAUGCGUCAGAGUUGAACGUGGUGAUUCAUCCUUUUACAAAUUCAAAUUGGAAGGAGUCCCCAACGAGAACAGCCUACUGGAUUGCGCUGCGGUAACAUGCAGAGGCGUGCGUGUGACAGGCGGAAUGGUGGACACCAUGUCUGUACUCCGUGAAGGAAACCCAGCCUAUCCCAUGACGGUGAGGGUAGAUUUUACCACAGACGUAAACGGAGCCAGCGUUAGGUCGGGCGGCACUGAUCUGUUCCAGUUGAAGGCAUUUUUGGCAGACUCAGCUACUGGAGGGGGUAUCCGAGGCGCGGAUCAAAACGUGACCCUACCGGGAGGCUCUGCGAGCCAGCCCGUCACGGCCGGCGGUCGCAUCACUUUUGUUGACGCAGUGGCGACGCUGGACACCACCACGUGGACAUGCCAGACGGAGAACUUCCUCUGCCUGCGUCUGUCGAAGGGCCCAGCAGCCUCACAGAAUUACCUCCUUGAGGGUUGGGAUGGCGCCAGGGAUGACACAAAGCUCCUGACAUGCACGCCUAUAACCUGCAGAGGCGUCAAUAUUACCGAUGUCGUCUUUGAGGUGGAUGGAGAACUAUCCUUUGAGGAGAGAGACCCGAGCGCCACAUUCACCUUUGACCUCGGUCUGGUGGCGGACCCCGAGGCGGGCGGCGUCACCGGAACCGGACUGUGGAAUCUGACCGUUGCCCUCAACAGCAUGUGGGAUGGUUCUGGCGAAAGCUUCGGCGAGACCGUGGUUGUUCUUUCGCCUGAGAACGCGAACCGUGCCGUAGAUCCGACCGGCCCCAGGACCAACCUGACGGACGUCCAGGUGACUCUGCCGUUGGAUGGGGUCCAGUGCUCUGCUGCCAACCCCUUCUACUUGUGCGUCAAGAUUGACAAGGCAGAUGGUAGCAGUCCUGACUUUACACUCACCGUGGACGACUGGCACUGUACCAUGAUCACUUGCUAUUCUGUUCGGAUCAGCGGCUUGUCCUUCGAGGUCGACUAUCCAGACGCCAUCCUGGAGAACGAGGAGAACAACCUCCGCGUCAAUCUCAACGUCACCACCGACGCCCUGUCGGCCAAUAUCUCCGGGACGGGGCUCUGGGCCUCGCCGUGGUUUCAGAUUCGCAACGCGGCCAACACAACGAGGCUGGACUCUUCGGAAGAGUACUGGACACAGCCCCUGGCAAGCAUGGCUCUAGAGGCGGACGACACUACCAAAUUUGUGAACAUCUUCCCCGUCAAAUUCACUCCUACCGGCAUGGUGUGCAGCGACUUGACCCAGCUGUGCAUGACCUUUGCCAAGGGGGCAACCCCUGACCCGGAGUUUGACUUGGAGUUCCUUACCCCAAGUGACGUCUGCGUGGACAUCGAAUGCCGCGGAGUGGAGAUCAUGUCGACCGUCAUCACAAACAUCACGGAAGGCGGUACCGUCACAGAGCGUAUCACUACCGGUCAGCUAGUCGUCCUGUCGGUCAGUUCCACCUCUGCCGCAGACGGGGCCAGCAUCACCGGCAGUGACCUGUGGGCCUUGACCGUCUACUACACCCCUAACGCAAACGGAGACGUCGAUGCGACUAUCGGCUCAGCUGAAAUGGACCUCACGCCAGACCAGCUGAAUACCGAUCUGUCGGCCGGACAAGAUUUGGAACUGACCCGUGUAGCGAAGGCCAACGUGAACCUGGCUAACUUAGUUUGCCCUGAGACUGGUCUUUACUUGUGCGUCAAACUCAAGAGGCAUGCCAACCCAAGCCCCCUCUUCACUCUGUCUGCAAAGGAUGGCGACCAGUCUGCUUUGAUUGGCUGCAAAAGCGUUGAAUGCAUCGGUGUGCAAAUUGAAGAGACCACACUGGGAAUCAGCAACGGCAUGCUGAUACCAGUUGAGAAACCAGCCGUCCACACAGUGGAUUUCCGAUUUUCCUCCACCCCCUCAAUACAAUCUGCAGCAAUCUUUGGCACAGGGCUUUGGAAGAUGAAGGUUUUUGCCAAUCGUCGCAUGAAUGGAACCCACCAACCUCCGUCCUAUAUGGCGGAUGUGACCUUGACCACAUCUCAGAUGAAUGCCCCUGUUAUUCCUGGUCUGAUAUUUCAAUUUUCCAGUCGAUCGGUGACUCUGAAUCUUCAGCAAACGGACACGGAAUGCCGCGAGACACAGUAUUUCUGCGGCCAGUUGUUGAAAGGGGACACUCCAAGUCCUCCAUUUUCCCUACAAGGAGUCCCUGAUGACAACAGACUCAUCAAUUGUGUAGAAAUGGACUGCAAUGGCGUGAAAAUCACAACUUUCGACUUGACGAAUACCGGCGGCGACAUUCUCCGCGAGAACCAGGACGGUCAGUUGUUCUCCUUCGACGUCUCCCUCACCUCCGACGCUAACAAGACUUCCGUCUCCGGCGUAGACCUGUGGACGUUCAAGGCGUUCCUGAACAACGCCCAGGACUGUCUGGGCGACGCGGCUGAGGUCGCUCUCACGCCAGCCACGGUGAACACCAACGAGGAGGAUCAGGACCUCGCAGCCGGAGGGACCAUCGACUUCAACGUCGCCGCCUCGAUGAACUACCGGAUGAAGUGCCCUGACUGGGACAACGUCUACGUCUGCCUGGAGGUCUUCCGAGGCGACGUGUCUUCCGUCCCCUUCACGCUGUUUGGCGAUAUCCUCAAGGGAGUCCCGAUAGUCUGCAGAGGGGUUGAAGUGACCCAGACUGAAAUUAGUAGAAUCACUGCGGGCAGCCUGAUAGUGGAGAGUGACGACGAUGUGACCUUUGACCUUAAUCUGGAGAUCCGCUCGGUCGCCGCUGCCUCGGGCAUCUCGGGGACCGGUCUGUGGUCGGUGGACGUGUUCCUCAGCGACGAGCCCACUUGUCAGACGGAGACAUCCGACCGUGUGACGUCACCGCUGAGUUUGACCAAUCGCAACAAGGAUCUGGUGGCCGGGGCAGUCCUGUUGAUGAAUAACGUCGGGGCUACGAUACCGCUGCAGGGCUUACUCUGUGAGGACAUCAGAUACGUCUGCGUGGCCCUAGGCAAGGGGCUCAGCCCGACACCGGACUUCACCUUGGUUCCCGUGAACGGCAACUCGUCGCUGAUAGACUCCCAGGAAAUUGAGUGCAGAGGUUUGCACAUUGUGUCCUCUGAAUUGUCUGUGACCGACGGCGAACCCUUGAUCUCCAACGACCCCGGGCACCCGGUCUCCUUCAACCUCAUCUUCAACACCCAUCCCGACGGGGCCAGCAUCGCCAGCCCCACCAACCUCUUCCGCCUGCAGGUCGCAGCCACGGCCAGCCCCGACAGGGCCGGGGUGGAAGCCUCCCAGCACCAGGUCAUCGUGCCUUACUCCCCUCCGCCGGGUUUCACCAUCUCCGCCGGACAGCGCUACACGCUCCCGGUCGACGCCAACUUGAACCUCCGCGGUGCACGCUGCGACGAGAUUCCGUACAUCUGCGUGACGAUGAUGAAGGGUGUCAACCCCGUCCCGCCGUUCACACUGACCCCCGACGUGGACGAUCCCGUUGUGACGGCGUGCAGUGAGCGCCUUGACUGUGUUGGUGUCAGAAUUGUGAACCAACAGUUGACCAUCCAGUCUGGAAUUCCGUUCGUGGAGCAUGCCAUGUCCAACCCAGUAGAAAUGACUGUGCGGUUAACAUCUGGCGACAAUAGCGGCGAUGCCUUAGGGAUCAACCUGUGGUCAGCCGAGGUCAAGCUGUCUGCAGAUGACCCUCUCGCGCCAGGGACGGAAUUCUUUGCGGUCACCACGGGAACGUUUGUCGGCAGCGAUGCGGACACGGACCUGUAUCCAGGCGAGACGAUCGCGAUGCGCUUGGAGGCCAACAUGAACCUGACGGGAGUGGCGUGCUCGGACGUCCGCUUUCUCGUCGUGAACAUCACCAACCCCGACGCCGACCCGGAAUUCACCAUACAGUGGACAGAUGAUGUGGAGUAUGUCGUCAUUUCCCAGUCCUUCACGUGUUCGGGUGUGUAUCUACAGUAUCCGUCACCACCAGGAUCUGCACUGGUGGUGUCAGACGGCUUCCCACUGAAGGAGCUAGCAGCUGCCAGCGAGGUCGUGUUUACUGUCAACAUUGAUGUCACUCCGGAAUCGGCCACCAUUAUGGGGCAGGACUUGUGGAAAGUCAGGGCUUUUGUCUCUCCCACUAGCAACGGUAACGGCAUACCGGAGGAUGAAAAGGAGGAUGCCGUCCUGACGUCUGUCCAGGGAGCUGUCCCCAUCGUGGCCAGUGCGACCAGCACGCUGACUGGCGUGGAGGUCAGCCUGGAUACCUCAGACAAGUACUGCUCCGAUAUGACCUACUUGUGCGUGGAGGUGUGGCGUGGUGACUCGGCCCAGCCUUUCUACAGCAUUGAAUCGCCGGGCAGCCAAGCCGAGCUGCGGACGUGCGUACAAUCUCAGUGCAAUGGUGUCGAGAUAAUGGAGGUGAUGCCGACCAUUGUUUCCAUCCCUCCGCUCAUAGAGAUGAGACCCAAUCAAGUUGUCAGUUUGGAUGUCAACGUGACCGCCACGCCAAACAGCGCCGGUAUCGACGGGGACAACUUGUGGGCGGCCACCGUCUUUGUCAACUCCCAACCUGACGGCUCGGGCACUCCGUUGUCAGUCAGUGAGGCCACUAUCGAUCCCACGGUGCAGGGCAGAGAUCUGGUUCCAGGCUCUGUACUGACCUUAGAGGGCCUGGUGACCACCAUGGAUUUCACCGGUAUCCGCUGCAUCCAGAUGCGGUACAUUUGCGUGACACUGCGGGAGAACGGCCAGGCCCAGCCGGAUUUCAAUCUGGCUGGCGAUCUGACCAGUUGCAUUGAGACUAAUUGCAUCAGUGUCGCCAUUGCAUCUGGGGCGUUAGCCUUGGCCUCUAACGAGGUGCUAGAAGGCGACGAUCUGGCGUCGUUCUCGCUCGACGUCUCCUUCACCCCCUGGUCAAACAGCCGCAGUCUCCAAGAAGAUGACAGCUGGACGCUGUUCGCAUACACCACGGAUCGCGGUGACGGGCUGGGCUCAAUUUACGCCCUGAACCAGGUGACCCUGACGCAGGACCAGCAGAACCAGGCGGUGAACGUUGGUACACCACUGGUCUUCAACGCCCGGGACGUGACCCUUGACCUGACUACCCAGAGCUGCGAUACCACGUCACAUUUCUGCGUGGUGUUGGGAACGCAACCAGGGGCCUUUGUGCUGGGUGGUUAUCCGACCUCAACCAGUCUGGUAGCCUGUGCUGAGCUGCUGUGUUCACCCAAGCAAGUUGACCUGUAUUCGGUUGAGGUAACCGAGCGACGAAUCGCAGUGGAGUUCACCGAAGCCUUUGGAGACUUUGACCUCUAUGUCCUGACGUACUCUCCCAUGGACGGCAUCACUACCUCGCCUUACCCCAUCCCGCGCAACCUGCCGCGAGCCCUGACCUUUGAUCAACUGGUACCCGGCCAAGAGUACACCAUUGAACUAGUCCUUAGAGAUGGCGCUGACGAGAAGGCUGGGCCGUUCACACUUGUAGAACGGACACGGCCGGACCCCGUCGUGCUUCAGCUCGGCGAGGUUACCUCCUCCGAGCUCACCGUUUCCUGGGAUGCGGCCACGGGAAUCUUCGACCACUACACUAUCGUCUUGGAUCCCGCGGACAACGGCCUACCGCGCAGUCCCGUCAAUGUUUUCCCUGCCGAGGACCGAGAGGUCACCUUCACGGGCCUGCUGACGGCGCGCCAGUACAACGUGACCAUCUACACUGUCAGCGGGAAUGUGCAGAGCUUGCCCAGCUCUGUGGUUGCUAUCACAGAUCCCUCCACCCCGGUCCUCAUCACCACCGGUAACGACGAGACCAGCAUCGACCUGGAGUGGUUCAUCAGUGAGUCCUACAACGUAGACCAGUACGAGGUCCAGCACCAGCCCGACGACGGGAUGCCCCAGCCAAUCGUCUUCCCCGGGAGCUUGGUGCCGCGGAGAGCCACGUUGGAGAACCUGACGCCCGGUCGCCGAUACGUCAUCACUCUGGUGGCCGUGUCCAACAUUGGCGGCAUGACGGAAAUACGCAGCGUGCCGGCCGAGGUCACAGUUCAGCUGCUUCCCAUGGCACCAGCGGAAAUCACCUACCAAGACCCCACCGAGACGUCCAUCCAGAUCGAGUGGCCCAUGGCCGUGGGUGAGCUGGACUACUACCGGGUAAUCUUCAGUCCCUCGGCGAACCUAGCCGAGAUGAUCGUCCCCGAGAACUCCCCCCGGGAGCUGCUCUUCCAAGGAUUGGACGUGGCCAGCGAGUACACGGUCACCAUCACCACCCACAUUGCAGGAAUCAACGGGGAACUUGUCAGCCGGCUGGUAACCCGUACCGUCUACACUCUUCCGUAUCCCCCCGGCCCACUGACCAUCGUCCAGGUGACAACCACCCAGAUUGAAUUCCAAUGGGCGGACGCGCAAGGUCCCCGGGAUGGCUACGAGGUGACCUUUGAGCCCAACGAGGCCGAGUUUGACCCGCAAUCGCCGUACUUCACCACGGGGACCAGCAUGCUGCUGACCGGGAUCAAGCCUCACGUCACGGUGGACUUUGAGGUCCGUACCAAGAUUGGCGACGUGGUCAGCCGUCCACAGACGCUCCGACAGAGGACCUUCCCCACGCUGCCUGGUCAAGUCCGUGACUUCCAGAUCACCGGAUACGACUCGGACAACAUCCAGAUCUCCUUCAGAGUUCCUGAGAGCCCCAAUGGUCUUAUCUUAGCCUACCUGGUGACCGUGGAAGGAACAAAACCAGGUGAACCUAGCGAGUCGGCUUUCCAGACCAUCAACGCCCUGCCAAACGACGUGCAGUUUGAAGAGAUCAUCUCUCCUCUGAAGGCUGGAUAUACCUACACACUGUCGAUUCAAGCCAUCAACACGGAGGGCGCCGGUGAACCGGUGGUGCUGAGCCCCCUCAGGCUUCCAAUCAAAGAACCAUACUACCAAGGCCAGCAAACUAUUGAUGAGUUCAUCUUGGAUGUCACUUCCUCCACCAUUUCGCUUCGUAUUCCAAGGUCCCUGUUCUCGGACCGGAACGGUAUCGUCACUUCGUACUCCAUUCUCGUCGUGGAGGAGGGAGCCGAUCGCACUGCUAGUGCCAACCCGCCCAAUUACCAAACAGUUCGUAACAAUGCUGUCAAGCCAGUCUACGUUACGAUCAAUCGCGCGGAGCUGUUCAGCUCGUCAGACAAUCGCCGUCGCCGACAGGCCGACGUGGCUGAGAGCGCCAGGGUGGUCAUUGGAGACCAGACCCCUUGCCCUAACAAUGAUGACUAUUGCAACGGGCCUCUGGACUCCAUCUCACAGUACAGGGUUAGCAUACGCGCUUACACAGAAGAGGGCUUGUACACCGACACCCCUUGGUCCAAAGUUAUUGCAACAAAGUCUGACAUAUGGUGGUUCAUCUAUGUGCUGAUUCCGUUUGCCAUCAUCGUCCUUAUCAUCGCCUUCAUCAUGUGCCUCUGCUGUUGCAUCGCCAAUGACGAAGGGGACAGACGCCAGCCGGAGGCCAAAAGGGGAAGAGAGAAAGCGCCUUUGGCCGAGACCCAACUCAACGAGAAUUCCAGCAACAACGUCAGCGUUGCCGCCGUGGCCAGCCCUGAACCCCUUGCCCCGGCCCCGGCCCCGGCCCUGGCCCCGGCCAAACCACGGCCCCAAAGCAGCCGCACCUCAAGGCCGAUUGCCGUGGUGAAGUUUGGUCAGCACGUGAGCAAGAUGUCAGCAAAGACUGGCGACAAUUUUGCCAAGGAGUUUGAGGAUUUGAAUCUCAUUGGAGAGACUCAUGCCAAAACAGUUGGGGCCCUGCCCGAGAAUGAGGAUAAGAACCGCUACGGUAACAUUGUCCCAUUUGACUUCAACCGUGUUCGUCUGGACAAAGAUGACGACUACAUCAACGCUAGUUUCAUGUCGGGUUUCACCGGCGCCAAGGAGUACAUCGCCGCCCAGGGACCCCAGGCCAACUCCGUCAACGAUUUCUGGCAGAUGAUCUGGGAGCAGAAGGUGCCUACCAUCGCCGUCAUCGGCACCUGUGUGGAGAAAGAACGGGUGAAGUUUGCCCAGUACUGGCCGUCCGACUCCACCCCCAUCACCUUCGGCGAGGUGACAGUCAACAGGGUCUCUGAGCGCGAGGAGACCGAGCAGGAGUACAUCGUACGAGACCUCUGCCUUGAAUCGGGAUCUGAGGUGCGCGCUCUGCAUCAGUACCAGUUCACCGCUUGGCCGGUUCAUGGCGUGCCCAAGAAGUCGGACGAGAUGCUGAACUUCAUACGCACUGUGCGCGCCCACCUGCUGGAGAACUCGGGGCCCCUUGUGGUGCAUUGUGGUGCUGGCAUUGGCCGUACCGGUGUGUUCAUUGCCCUGGACGUACUAACCCAGCAGCUGGCCCUUGAUGAAGAGUACAUCGAUGUGUUUGGCACCGUGGCCACCAAACGGGAGGAGAGAACCAACAUGGUGCAGACCGAGCUUCAGUACGAGUUUGUGCACAAGGCCCUGCUAGACAUUAUUGAGGGCCGCGUCACAGGGCCCAAACGCCGAGCCAGCACCGACACCGACCAACGUGUGGAGGACAUUAUAGCCGAGAUCCCUCAGUAAACCCACAACGCAUCUCACUAUCUGGCUUUGUGUCAACAACUCUGUUUACCGGAGUAAACACCGUAGUUUUGAUCUGUUGUUGAUCUUUGUGAAAUGAAAUGACCAUAUUCAGUUUGCGAUUACUAUUUUUUUUAAGGAAAUGUCAUCGUCUCUCAGAAACUUCAAAUGCACUGACAUAUUUUGUUUCUUCCAUUUUUAUUACUUUUUCUACAGGGAAUAGCAUUGUUCAUUAUUAUCUUUAAAAAAAACUACCAGAGAGAGAGAAAAUAAUGGUGAAUUGGGGGUUAACAGACAAGCAAUGAAUUAUUGCUGUUGUGUGCAUUUUUUGUUUUAGAAAGACUAGUGUUAGACACAUUCACUGAUUUCAAAGCAUAAGUAGUUUGUAUUUGAAUUUGGCAGAAAUAGCAAGUAAAAUUUGCAAUGUAUUUUCUUUGGCGUGUUUGUAAAUUCUGUAAGCCAUGAAGUUUUUAAUACUCAGUGCACUUAUAAAAAAAACUAUUCAUUGAUUUGUAGGUAAACAGGAGUAGAUAUCAGAAUAAUUGACUGUAUAUAGGCUAAUGAACACAUUUGUGAUCAGUUGAAGACAAAUAUGUAUGCCAGGAGUCUAUGGUGAGCUUUCACUAUUUAAUGAGCACCAGUUUGGAUUGUCUCUAUACUUACAAUCGUUCAAAGCUAAACUCAGAGGUCACUAGUCGAUCACAAGUUAAUCACAAGUCAAUCACAAGUUAAUCACAAGUCAAUCAGUAACCAAUCACAAGCCAAUUGCAUGUAAAUCACAUGUCCGUCACUAGUCAAUCACAAGUCAAUCACAAGUCAGUCACAAGUCAAUUACUAGUCAGUCACAAGUCGAUCACAAGUCAAUCACAAGUCAAUCAAAAAUCAAUCACAUGUUAGUCACAAGUCAAUCACU
Molecule: messenger RNA, 15174 nt
Organism: Patiria miniata (bat star)
Lineage: Eukaryota; Metazoa; Echinodermata; Asteroidea; Valvatida; Asterinidae
Exons: 64
Coding region: 744-14264 (4506 amino acids)
Biological process (GO): protein dephosphorylation
Molecular function (GO): protein binding; protein tyrosine phosphatase activity
Source: RefSeq, a predicted model, not a curated record